CUUUUUCUCCACGCCUCCUUCUCCUCAUUCUUUGUCGCAACAAACACCAUGGUGAACAGUCUCUGGUUCAAGUGGAAGAGCCUUCGGCUACCCUGGCGACGCUCUGUCCUUGUCGGCCAGGACCUCGCUGGAAACACCUUCUGGGAAUUCAAGGACGUUGUGAACGCCAAUCGAUUCCGCCGCAUUGUGAAAUUCGACCCCAAAACACAUUAUGGAGAUGUCCAGGUCUCGCCGCAAUGGCAUCAAUGGCUUCGAUAUGUCCGAGAACAUCCGCCGAGUCUUGAGGAACAACAGCAGGACUUGAUCCGCCAGGCGCAGAUCAAGCAACUCGCCCGACUCGCCGAUGAACGCUGGGCCAGCAAGCCGUCCUUCCUUGACAAGCCAAAGACCCAACAACCGCCUACACCCACAGAAACUAGCGGUUCUGCGGCCAAUCCAGCCACCGAAUCUUCUCAAAAUGCCUCGGCGUCCGCUCCAUCAACAUCUACCCCCAAACCUGCGCCCGCUAAGCCUGAGCCCGUGAAAGAAGACCCGUGGGCGAAAGCCAACCCCGGUAAUCCAGGAGACACUUGGCAGCCCGAGUCGUGGACUCCUUCAUCGAAACGGUGAAAUAUCAUCCACAAGAUCGAUCGAGUACCAAGGUAGGUGAGAAGAAUGGACUCUCGGCAACGAAUUUCGACGACAUUUCCCGCAUACACGCUGGAUCGAUUCGGGGUAUCUCUGAAGAAACUCGGAGUGUCGAAAGGGGCAUCUCUCCCGAUAUCGAAACCUAUUCUUGGAAUGGAAAAAAUUGGGGAUUGCAUUAUUCGAAGAUUUGCUGCAGGCCAUGCGCAGUCAUUGAAACCUCCGUAGAUGAACGUUCUUCAUCGCGAAACACUGCCACCAGCAGCGAUCUUGAUUUCUCCCUAUCGAAGACGUCCAGUCAUACUGGUACCGGAGACUGGAAAUUCCUCUGUUCAAUGCAGCCAUAUGAAUCCCAAGUUGAUGGGUGUCUAUCAUCACGCUGCAGCAUCAAGAUCACCGUCUUCUUCUCCACUCGUCUCUCUCUGGCUACAUAAUGAUUUGGAAUAUCAAUAUCCAAGCCUUUG
Molecule: messenger RNA, 1088 nt
Organism: Penicillium subrubescens
Lineage: Eukaryota; Fungi; Ascomycota; Eurotiomycetes; Eurotiales; Aspergillaceae
Exons: 3
Coding region: 49-609 (186 amino acids)
Biological process (GO): mitochondrial respiratory chain complex I assembly
Cellular component (GO): membrane
Source: RefSeq, a predicted model, not a curated record